Molecule: messenger RNA, 1107 nt
Organism: Yarrowia lipolytica CLIB122
Lineage: Eukaryota; Fungi; Ascomycota; Dipodascomycetes; Dipodascales
Source: RefSeq, a predicted model, not a curated record
AUGUCUACCACCGCGUCGAUCACAAUCUUGACAGGGACACCCACAAAUACACCGGCUACGCCUACGACCUUCAACACUUUAGUCACCUCACUAACGGCCACUCUAGGACCCACAUCAACUCAAAGUGGGCCUCCUUCUGGUGUCCCCACAAACCCAAACUCUCAGCAACAACGCAACACUUCUACUACACAGAACUAUCUGUUCUUCAUUGCCCUCGCUCUUGGAAUUGUCUUUGUCAAUCUCUGGAUCAUUCUGGGCAUCCGGUUCCUAUAUCGACGACGCCAGCGACAACGAGCUGUGUCGGAUCCUGAGAACCAAUCUCCCGAUCCCAUGAUUCCCAUGAUUGCCCGCGGUAUGGUGAUGACAGGAGGCCAUCCCAGAGCCAGGCAGCGAAGGAAGCGACAAAAGAAGGUGGUGUCGCUGGCAUUCAUGGACGACAACUUCCCUAUGACACGCUACGCCGACUGGAAAAACGGUACAUACACCAACGAAAAGAGCGUGGACGAAAAGGUACUGGAGAAAGAAGUCGCAGAAAGAAACAUGACAGAAAAGGAAAUGGAGGCUUUCAGCGAUGACGCUAUUGAAGACUCCGCAAACCACACUACCAUCGUCGUGGAGGAGGAUAUCGGUAAUGUGGGAUUUUUGUCGUUAUCUAACUCUGCAGGUGCAUCUGCGUUAUCGCUCACGGAAACAAACUCUAGAACCGACAGAGUGGAGCCACCUUCAGAUCCCGAUACGUGUGCGAUUUGCAUCGAGCAGCUAGAGGACUGUGAUGAGAUCCGUGUUCUUAAGUGCAACCACGUGUUUCACUUCUCUUGCAUCACUCCCUGGAUGACUAAUCGAAAUGCGUCUUGUCCGCUGUGCAAGACACAAUAUUACAUUCCCCCACCCCCUCCCAUGCCUGACUGGCUGGCUAGCAAUGGGCAGGUCCCCACACCAACUGUAGAUACUAGGGUCACUAGUACAGCUACAGCCACCACCACGACGACCUCAGGGUCAGAUGAUAGCCCCUCAUUGUCCUCGCAGACGCAGAUACCUCUUGCAGAACUGCCGCCUGCAGCAACCUCUCGACUGUCGCGUUUCAAGAGGGUCAUGAGGCUGACGUGA